Molecule: messenger RNA, 633 nt
Organism: Chinchilla lanigera (long-tailed chinchilla)
Lineage: Eukaryota; Metazoa; Chordata; Mammalia; Rodentia; Chinchillidae
Product: olfactory receptor 13A1-like
Exons: 1
Biological process (GO): G protein-coupled receptor signaling pathway
Cellular component (GO): membrane
Molecular function (GO): G protein-coupled receptor activity; olfactory receptor activity
Source: RefSeq, a predicted model, not a curated record
AUGAGUAACCAGACGCUGGUGACACAGUUCAUCCUGCAGGGCUUCUCAGAGCACCCAGAGUACCAGGUACUCCUAUUUGGCUGUUUCCUCUCCCUCUACACUGUGGCGCUCACUGGCAACAUCCUCAUCAUCUUGGCCAUCACCCUCAACCCUGGGCUCCACACCCCCAUGUACUUUUUCCUGUUCAACCUGGCUACUAUGGGUAUUAUCUGCACCUCGUCCAUCAUGCCCAAGGCCCUGCAGGGUCUGGUGUCACAGCAGAGCACCAUCUCCUAUGGGGGCUGCAUGGCCCAGCUCUACUUCCUCACGUGGGCUGCAUCCUCAGAGCUGCUGCUCCUCACAGUCAUGGCCUAUGACCGCUAUGCCGCCAUCUGCCACCCCUUGCAUUAUGGCACCAUGAUGAGCAAGGCCUUCUGCAGCCUGCUGGCCGCUGGUGUGUGGAUGCUCUGUGCCUUCAACACGGCCAUACACACAGGGCUGAUGCUACGCUUGGACUUCUGUGGCCCCAAUGUCAUCACACACUUCUUCUGUGAGGUCCCCCCUCUGCUGCUGCUCUCCUGCAGCUCCACCUAUGUGAACAGCAUCAUGAUCGUCCUUGCGGAUGCCUUCUACGGCAUCCUCAACUUCCUGAUG